AUUAAAUAAAAGUUGACUAAUUAUACCUUGCUAUAGCUCUAUUCAAGUUUUAAAAAGUACAACUAUAAGUACUUAGAAGUAGUAACCGUUUUAUCAUGUCUCUAAUCAAUUCAACUACAAAAACAGCAAAUGAUAAAAACAUUGGUAAUGAUGAACAUUAUAAUAUUGCCAAAGACAACAAUCCACAACAAGAACAGCAGCAGAAAUGCGAAGUACAACUAAAGACGCCCAAUCGUUAUUUGGAGCAGCACAAAAAGCUUAGAGUUUAUAACAGCGUUGCGACAGAUUCGAGUGUACCAACAAACUUUCGUCGUGUGACAUCAACAAAUGUGAAUGAUUCUAUGUCUGUAUCACAUGAGCAGCAGAAAAAAAUGGAGCAAUCUAAAAAAUAUUUAGGUGUUGAAAAGAAUAUAAAUCAAAAAUACGACAAAAUACCGUCAAUAACCCAGUCUGGACAGCAAUCGCCACCAUUGCAUAAAGAGUUACUAAAAAUUAAACCAUCAGCACUACACCAACAGCAGCAACAAAAGUUCGAACUUUAUGAUACAAAUGACAACUAUCGCAGUUGCGACUUUAAUUUUAAUAGUAAAAAAAAUUCCACACACAUUUUCAGCACCAGCAACAAUACGAACUAUGAUAAAAAUGGAGGCUGCAUUGGUAUUUUAAGUGAAAACAACAAACCUUACAUCGAUAAGAACUUUAGCAAAAGCAUCGGUGAACGACUCGAUAAUAUCGGGAUUGAGUCUUUCCAAGUUGGCGCAGGGCCUAACUUAAGUGCAAAUAAUUUAUCAUUAAGUGGCGUCAGUAAAUCUUUAAGAACACUCGAUUCUGCACCGCAAAUCGGUAGUACGGCAUCUAUCACCAGCGAGCAGCAACUCUGUCAGUUGUACAAUUCACAGCAGCAUUCCGAUUAUAUAAUAUCAGAUUAUAUGGAAAAGAUAGCGACGCGUAUUAAUUUAUUAGAUACAGAGUUAAAAUUUGCUUGGAGUGCACUGGAUUUGUUAUCUAGUGAGUAUGGUAAAAUCUGGGCGCGGUUGGAAAAACUAGAGAAGAUCUCGUUUGAACAGCAGUCAGUUGUAAAUAAUUUAAUAGGUUUAAUAUCACUUAAACAUGAACAGCAAGAACAAAAUGAACAACAAUCUGAGUGUGUGACACAUUUAAGCUUUCUUGAUACCUCAAAAUAUACCGAGAAACAAAAGCUUACACCGUUCGAUUACUUGCUGCAAGGUGAACAAUUAUUGAUGUCUAAUUUGGUUGAAGCCGAACAACAGGCCAUUCUCUUGAAUAAUUCAGCUGCUAUAUUAUUGCAAGAUAUAAAUACGGAAUGCGCUUCCGAAAAAUAUAAUAACUUGUUACAAGAGAUGAAGAACGAUACAUUAGAUGCGCUGGAUGCCGUACGAAUAAACAGCGAACUAGAAGCGCUUGACAAGUUAUUGCAGCAACAAACAAAUAAUAUAUGCAAUUCUGGUGAAAUACAUCAGCACUUGCGAAAUGAAAACAAAAUCGGCCAUAAUAACCAUUUUCAAGUAUCAGCAGUUCGUCGUGAUCGCCAACGUAAAUAUGAGGACAAACUUGCUGUAAUGGUUGAUGACGCUAAUUUGUCGCUGGAAAAACUAUCUGAUUGUAAUGUAAGCAGCUCGUUAGUAACGCUGAACUCAGUAAACCGACAGUGUUUAAAAAAUCAACAAGUAUCAGAUAUAUUAUCAGAAGAAACCAAGUCACAUCAAGAGCCAAGUUCCCGUUUAAGCUGGCUCGACUCUUCGAAAAUAACAGAUAACGAUCUUUUACAUUAUUAUCAACAACAACUGUUGGCAAACGAUACCAAAAGUGAACUGUCUCCAGAGUUUCUGUAUAGCCGUAAGCUUUUAGGGAAACUUACACAGCCAGAAAGUUGUAAUAGUUUUGAUCAGUUUAAAGGCAGUUGUAAUGAAGCCACUAAUAUAACAGGAAGUAUGCAAAAUUUGACGAAGUUAGAUGAAGUUAGAUUCGCUGUUGCACUGCCGUCGACAGCAAUUGAGACAAAUAUAUCAGUAUCGAAUGCACGCUCAACGCAUAUCAGUCCGGAAAUUUAUUGGGAUUCGACUCAUAAUAUACGCGAAAAGAAAGAUUUUGAUAAGACAAUAGAUAUGGAUAGGAAUGAUUUUAUUAGGAAGGAUAAGUUUUUUCAACAAGUGGCCUCUAAACAAGGCGAACUCUUGCAAGCGGAUGUGGCAAUAGAAGACACGGGUGGAACAAUAUUACCAGUCGAUAUUAGAAACAAUAGUGAAGUGACCGAAGACUUUUAUAAAACACUUAAUGAGGCAUAUCGUGAUGAUACUCUGAACACAGAAAUUUCCAAUGUGGAAAGUUUAUUGCAACAUAAUGAAGUCACAAAUGAACAUAUACUGAGCAGUUUGGGCACGCGCAGCAAUUCAACUUUGGAUAUAAUACGGGAAGACAAUGAGGAGAGUGGUAUUGGCGCUAUACUUUCAAAACAUUCCGAUAUAGUUAAAUCUCAGUUAGUUUCAAAAAUAGAAGUUACAUCACCACAAGUUUUUGAAGCUUGCACAACGACAACGGCAACAAAUACAAAAACCACAACAAUAGUUACAAGAAGAACGAAAGACAUUAAAAAACACAAAAAGAAAAAGCAUCAGAAUGACGAGAUGGAAAUGCUGAACAAUCUGAAAAGCGCGCUUGCCAAAGCUGCUGCAGUUCUUACAUCCAGUCCUGUAUUAACUAAAAAAACGGCAAUGUAUUCCAGUUUUGCGUUCACCGAAGAACAAUAUCUCCAAAAUAACUCAAAUAAUGGUGACUACUAUCCAACUGCUUCAUCUUCGGAGGACGAAUGCAGAGCUAAAAAAGUUCAUGGAGCCCAAGAUCAUUAUUGUAAUCACCUGAAUGAAGACAAAACCAUACCCCUCGACAGCACUGGAGAUAUAUUGCUAAUGGAAAUAAAUAAAAUACAAGAUCUUCAAGUAUUAAGCUCGGCACAAAUUGUCACACUACGCACACUUGUUAAAAAAGAGCAUAAUUUUUUUGAAAAAAUACACCAAGUUAAUAAGAAUCUUUUAUUACUGCUUCUGAAUCCGAUAACAAUAGGCGAGGAGCUUCGUACACUUGGAAAUGAUAAAAUACGAAAGUUCGAAAGAGUUAUGAAAACCUUGGAACGUAAUAUAGACACGCUGAAAAAAUUAGUUGGCAACUCUUUUGAGGACUAUACACGAAUGUACUUAACCGAUGAUGAAUUGGUGGUGAUAAAAAAAACUGAUAAUUAUCUGGCUGAUGAUAAUGAAGUUGUGUCGAAUAUCAUGACAACAAAAAAUAAAAAACAAAAAAAAUCUAAGAAAAAGAAAACAGAAAGGAAAGAAAAUGUAAUUGGCGAUCUUGCAGAUACACAUCAGACACAAACAGUAAGUGAUACAGAUAAAAUUACACCUGUCACAAAUAGUUCCAUCGAUUGCGAUAAGACACAUUUUGACUAUAGCGCUCAUUUACUUCGAAACAAUUCCAAUUUGGACGAACAACUAAAAAUUUUAGAAACUCAAGAACAUGAGAUGCGUCUUAAAAAAUUGCAUGAUUCUACCAUAAGCCCUACAACCAACAUCAAUAAUAUUAUAAAUAAUAAAAGUGGUCUCGGACAGAAACCACAAUGCAAUUAUUUGGCUGACAUGGAUAUUGAGUCGGAGCAUAUGCUGUUACAAACAACAAAUGCAACACCUAAUAGUCAAGAUAAAACAUUGGGUCGCGCUACUUCGGUAGCAACACUUUACAAUAAUGAUGAGUAUAUAAAGUCGCUAAAGAGAAGCCUGGAGCGACACAAUAGCAUGCUUUUUCUUUUACAUUUACAACAUCCUGAAUACCAAAGUAAAACAAAAGCAUAUCAAGAUAUUUUGGCUUUGGACAUUGAUGGCAUACUCUUAGCUGGUGUUGGUGGGACUCAAAGCCCACCACCUCCAGCGCCCUACGAUGACGAUGAUGCAAAUGCAGCCAUUGAUAGCAAUAACGAUGAUGCUCAAAAAAAGGCGACUUUGCAGUUGGUAAAUGAUGACACCGAUGCAGAUAUAGCUAACCUAUCGGUACUAUCAAUAAACGCCUCAAAUCCAUUUCAUACACAUAGCGCGUCAUAUGACAAUGCGAAAUUAGAAUUGUUAAAUGAGACACCAAAACAAACGAAAUCGAAUUCUGACCUUUCAUCUAUAAACCGUUUGUCAAGCUGGGAGAAGUCGCUAAACUCUACGCUAUGCGGUGUUGGCGUUGUUAGUACGAACGCUGAUAAAUACAAUCCAUUUCUUAAUAAGUGUAUGAGUUUGCAGUUACUAAUGUCUGAAGAUUUGGAAUCAGUAAAUAAUAGAGCCACUAAUUUCUGUAGUUCCAGGUUGAAUUCAAAGCCUUGGAUGACAGCCGAUCUAGAUUCGGAUAAUGGUGGUUUGAGUUUAAAUGAUACUAGCUCUACUGAAAUAGAAUUGGAGAUCACAACACGUGCCGUUACCAUAGCGACUGCUAAUUCUGUUAUUCCAACGAUUAUUAGUACAACUAAUGCCACUUUUUCCAACACUGGCGAUAAAAUAAAGCAAAAAAAUAAUUUAAUGCCCAUACAGCAAGCGAGGGAAAAUAAUUACCUGUUGAAUGAAGAAAAUUUGAACUAUAUAUGUGAGUUAUCUAAGAAUAUGCCCAUUUGUUCCGUCUAUGAGAGCAAAUCCAUUUUCAAUAAACUCAAAGUUGGUACCAUGGAUGAGCAUGUACGAACUGUCGAUGAAGUCCUUGAGUGGGGUCAUCGGCAGCGACAACGGCAGACACCAAAGAGACAGCAAAGUGUGGCAAAUAUGUUAGGUGAUCACAACCGGCGUAUGCCGGAUCUUUUGCGAAGACCCACAUAUACAACUACGCUUGGAGGGGUCGGAAGGAUCACUUCCGAUAGGAAAAGUAUACAGUCUGAGGGUAGGUGUGAAUCAUCCCAAACACAUAAAGGACAACUCACUGAUCGUCUCGUUUAUUAUCCGACAUCUAAUGAUAUUAAAGAUUAUAAUAGCUGCAAUAAUCUAAAUUUUUUGGAUAAGAACCAUUUGGAGCACCCUUAUCAACAUCAACCUCAUCAGCAAAUGUCAUAUAAUCAUGGUUUUAGCUGCUUAGCUCCCACCAAUUUUUCUAAUGUGUCAGUAAAAAAGGCAGUAAACACACAUCACCAACAUUACAUGCUACAUCGUUCUUCACCAGCCGUCAAUGAACAAAGCAAUCGAAUAUUCAAACAGAAUAAUUUUAACGGUUCUCGAAAUUAUGUAUUUCAAUCCAAACAGCACAAGAAUGCAGAGUUGUCCACUUCCUAUGUUUUACGCGGUGCGCAUUAUGAUGCCAAAGCAGUACAAGAUAUUGACAUAGUAGCAUCUUCAACGUCUGCCGACAUAGUUGGUUUAUCCGGUAGUGAAACAACAUCAAGCACUACAUUUAAAGUUUGGAAUAAGUUUACUAAUUUUUUGCCGGACAAUUUAAAAUUGAAGCGAUCUUUACGAUAUGGUCGUUCUCGGUCAUUGCCUACGAGCCAUGACAAUUACUCGGAAGAUAGAGGAUCUUUUCAAACAAGCCAAGAUGAUUGUUACCCUUCAAUUGCUGAUCAUAUGGCAUCAUUCAAUGUGUCUCGUGAGAACAUGACACAUAAAGGUAAUGUGUCAUUGCAUAAAGUGGCUACGGAGCCAAAAAAAUGCUGGCAGCAACAGCAGCGUGGCAAUAAACAUUCUCGUAGCAGUUUCGAAUUUUCAAAACGUUUAUACAAACUACCCACAAAGCUGGUGCAGCAUGCUACUCCUACUGGUGCAGUCCCCGUUGGUAGCGCAAUUACAUCAGACAUAAUUGCUGCCCGCAAUUUAAAUUGCGUGGAUACAACUAACAAGACUGUAGCUGGUAACCAUAAAAAACGUUCAAGGUUUUCAGCGACUGUAAAUAAUUUAAUGCAGAAAGCCAAAACUGGAUACAGGCGUCACAGUUUUGUAGCUCGUGGAAUUACAGAUUCUCGUGCUGCGGCUAUAGUAUAUAGUGUAUCAGAUACAGAGGCGGAUGUACCCAGUUUUAUUUCUUCGGAUAAUGAAGGCUCUAUAGUCAGUGAUAUUGAAAAUUUUAGUACAUUUUCAGUGGAUACUAACGGACGUGAUGAUGGAUGCGAUACUGCAAUAUAUGAGGCAAAUAAACCUCAACUUCAGUCAUACGGUAUACAGUUUUUUAGUAAAGAGCUUGAAGUCAGAGAAGGUGAUGACGGGGACAACUAUAAGGGAGUUGUGUCUUCCGAUAUAAAAGAUAGUGGGCUGAGUGAUGUUGCUCAAGUUAAGGAUAAUGAAGAAGGUGGCCACAUAUUUGGGCAGAAUGAAAUUAAAGAAAAUGAAAUGCAUGAUUUAACCGUCAGAGUGACUCCUUCGAACACAUUUAUAAGUCACAAAGAAAAGGUUACGGCAGAUACAAAGGAAAACGAAGUUCUUGAUUUACAGUCAAAAGUAUUGAAACCACCAGAUCAAUAUAUAAUUAAGAUUACGGGAGGAUUUAAAAGUCAGCAAAAUCAAGUUGAAACCAAAUUACGUAGUGCAAACAAAUCAGUUUUAACAAAAUAUAAUUCAAAGGCGAUGGAUAAUUCUCACGUAUUGCUGGACUUUGUAAGAACUCCCAAUCAAGUGACUACUGUUGUGGAUAAGAAAGAAGGGAAAUAUAAUGAUGAUGGUGUUUCAAAUGAAACAGAAGUACCAUCAAUAGCUGUAGCAACAGCUGAUAACUCACAUCCACCACUAUUACCGAUAACAAGUGAGUUUACUAAUCGAAGUUUGGCAGCACAACAGUCGCUUGAUGUCUCUCUAGGUUUAACUGAAGAAGAUGACAAUCGCAGUCAGUAUUCUUUCCGCACGCUGUCGUCAUCACGUCGUCAAAGCACUGAGGAUAGCAUUGAUACAGAUGAUGAAUACUUUUGUUAUGAGCUAAGGCAGUUGGAAGAAUUGGAACAGCAACGAAAAGCUGAAUACCUAGAUGAAAGUGAUAAGAAGUCACCGGUAGGCAUAUCCCUGGUUGAUAAUGUACGAUUGUUUUCACAAAUCGAUCAAUUGACUCUAAGAAGUACAACUUGCUAUAAUAACUCCCAACACAUAAAUACAUAUGCUACAUUUGAUAAUGACAAUAAAGUUGUUAAUAAUACCGUGUUGCAAUUUUCCGCUGAAAACGAACCAGACGAAGCUAUUAAACAGCUUAUGUGUGAAGUCCUAAGAGAAUUGAAAUGUGUUGUCAAGGAAAUACCAGCAAUAGACAACGUAAAAGUGGAGUCACCAUUUAAAGUAGAGAUGAAAUCUUCACAAAACCGCUUUUCCACGAAAUCAACCGUCUCAAGUAACUUUGAACGUGUGACAAAAGUUACUGAUUUGCAUAGCGCGUGGCAAGAUAUUAAUGGAGAUGAUUCGCAACAUGGGUAUUCUGAUAUGGAUGCUGAGGAACAUGCUCUGGAGGAAAUUGGUAGCAGUGAAAUUAUGGAUGAAGGCAGUACGAUGAAUAUAUUCGUAUACGCUGAUAAUGCAGCCCGCAAUAAAUUCACAAAAUGUCAUAACCUUUAUCAGCAACAACCAGAACAGAAAACACAGCACAUUAGUGGUGAACGUGUAGCUCAACAUAAGCGUUUUCGCAAACGACGUGAUCGCCGACGGAUGACGGAUAAUAACAACGAUAAGGAUAAUGAAGCAACUAAUCAUGAUCCGCAGCAUCAACAUAUCACUACCUCUUCAUGUUCAUCUGAAGAGGAAGUGGUCAGCGGAAUUAAACUUUGUAAAGAUAAGACAAAAACGAGUCAAGGGGGUGGUAGCAGUAGCUGCGAUAAGCAUAAACGGGCAACCAUAGCUAGAAUUAUACCAAAUAAAAGGGAAAGUUCUACCAAACCAACGCAAAAUGACCUGUUGCUAAAUUCUGCUACGAAAGCAAAUGGGAUGGAUGAAGAUAUAUAUGUUGAUUUUAACGAGGAUGAUGAUGUAAAUAAUGUGAGUAUGUCAUCCAGUGCCACCCUUGGUCCAGAUACACCAGCUGAACUAAGUGAGGAACUGGAAGGCGACCAGAAUAUUUAUAAGACCGUUCCAAGCUAUCAAGCAUUUAAAGGCAAUCAAGAAAGCAUUGAAGUAUCUAACAGAAGUUUGAGGGUGGAACAAAAUUUGACUGAUGCUGAGGACGAAAAUACCGGGUUAGAAAUUAAUCAUACAACCGCUCCAACUGUUAACCAGAUUCAUGAGCAUUUAACAAAACUUGAGGAAGAAACACAAGACAACACACAAAGGGAAAUGCAUCUAUUAAGUCAUGAUUCUAGUGCUGAAGUUAGUGGGACGCAAGGUACAAAUAUCAAUACAUCAGUACUUGGGAGUAGCAAAUGGAAACUUCUGAAAACUCUCAAAGAACGGAAAAUCGAAGAAAAAAAUUAUCAAGUUAAAGCUAAAGACGAGGAAUGUAGUAAAGAUCGUGAAAAGAAUGGCAGUGGACCUGGUGAUAUUGGCAUACGGGGUAGCGGGCACCCGGGAGACAAUCCAUUCUACAGUAACAUUGACAGCAUGCCAGAUAUACGUCCUCGUCGGAAAUCCAUUCCACUCGUUUCAGAACUUGUGCUCAAGACAAUGGCAGCCACCAAGCGCAAUGCCGGAUUAACAUCAGCCGUACCACGAGCCACUUUGAAUGACGAAGAACUGAAAAUGCACGUUUACAAAAAGGCUCUACAAGCGCUUAUUUAUCCAAUUUCGUCAACAACCCCACAUAAUUUCGUACUGUGGACUGCAACAUCGCCAACUUACUGUUACGAAUGUGAAGGAUUGCUAUGGGGCAUCGCACGACAGGGAGUUCGGUGUACAGAAUGUGGCGUGAAAUGCCAUGAAAAAUGCAAGGAUCUUUUAAACGCUGACUGCCUGCAAAGAGCCGCUGAAAAAAGCUCAAAGCAUGGAGCUGAAGAUAAGGCCAAUUCAAUUAUAACAGCUAUGAAGGAUCGCAUGAAGCAGCGUGAACGUGAAAAGCCUGAAAUUUUCGAAUUAAUCCGGAUGACAUUUGGUGUGGAUCCAGAUACACACAUAGAUUCAUUAGAACAAGCCGAACUCGCAACUGUUGAGGGAACAUCCAAAUGGUCAUGCAAGUUAACAAUUACAGUGAUAUGUGCUCAAGGCCUGAUAGCGAAGGAUAAAAGCGGUACCAGUGAUCCCUAUGUGACGGUGCAAGUUAGCAAGGUGAAAAAGCGUACACGUACAAUGCCGCAGGAGUUAAAUCCUGUGUGGAAUGAGAAGUUUCACUUCGAGUGUCACAACUCAUCAGAUAGGAUAAAAGUUCGCGUCUGGGAUGAAGACAAUGAUCUGAAAUCCAAAUUGCGUCAGAAGUUAACUCGAGAAUCUGAUGACUUUUUGGGUCAGACAAUCAUCGAAGUACGCACACUUUCAGGUGAAAUGGAUGUUUGGUAUAAUUUAGAAAAGCGUACGGACAAAUCAGCGGUAUCUGGAGCCAUACGUUUACAUAUUUCAGUGGAAAUCAAGGGAGAGGAAAAAGUCGCUCCAUACCAUGUACAGUACACAUGUUUGCAUGAAAACAUUUUUCAUUAUUUAUGCGAAGAAAAUUGCGGAAUGGUUAAACUACCACAACAGAAGGGGGAUGAUGCAUGGAAGCUUUAUUUUGACGAAAUUCCCGAGGAGAUUGUUGACGAGUUUGCUAUGCGAUAUGGCAUUGAAAAUAUAUACCAAGCAAUGACUCACUUUCACUGCCUGUCUACCAAAUAUUUAUGCCCUGGGGUUCCGGCUGUAAUGAGUACGUUAUUAGCAAACAUCAACGCAUAUUAUGCGCAUACAACAGCAUCGUCAGCCGUAUCGGCAAGUGAUCGUUUUGCCGCUAGUAACUUUGGUAAAGAAAAAUUCGUAAAAUUAUUAGAUCAACUGCACAAUUCACUACGAAUUGAUCUCUCUAUGUACCGCAACAAUUUCCCAGCGACUAGUCAAGAAAAACUAAUGGACCUCAAAUCAACCGUAGAUUUGUUGACCAGUAUCACAUUCUUUCGUAUGAAGGUUCAAGAACUCUCUAGUCCACCACGAGCGAGUACAGUUGUCAAGGAUUGCGUGAAGGCUUGUCUUAGAUCCACCUAUCAAUUCCUGUUCGAAAAUUGUUAUGAACUUUAUAAUAGGGAGUUUCAGGUGGAUCCAAACGAAGCAAAACGUGACUCUGACGACCACGGCCCUAAAUUAGAUAACGUUGACUUCUGGCAUAAGCUAAUCGCCUUAAUUGUGUCCGUGAUCGACGAAGAUAAAAACAGUUAUGGUACCGUACUGAACCAGUUUCCACAGGAAUUGAAUAUUGGGCAGGUAAGCCGCUUACAGUAGUAAUUGGAUGUUUCUGAUAAUAUUGUACGUAAUUUGUAAUUGCUAAAUCGGAAAUUAAAGUUUCGUAUUGAAUCUGCUAAUCAGAA
Bactrocera latifrons is the source of this 10411-nucleotide messenger RNA. RefSeq lists its product as uncharacterized. Lineage: Eukaryota; Metazoa; Arthropoda; Insecta; Diptera; Tephritidae. The transcript has 13 exons. Gene Ontology annotation, molecular function: phospholipid binding; calcium ion binding; syntaxin-1 binding. The record is from RefSeq and is a predicted model, not a curated record. Bases 96 to 10325 code for a protein of 3409 amino acids. Gene Ontology annotation, cellular component: terminal bouton; synaptic vesicle membrane; presynaptic membrane. Gene Ontology annotation, biological process: neuromuscular junction development; synaptic transmission, glutamatergic; synaptic vesicle priming.